Messenger RNA from Pezoporus occidentalis (night parrot), 1221 nucleotides. RefSeq names its product N-terminal EF-hand calcium binding protein 3 (gene NECAB3). NCBI's taxonomy places the organism in Eukaryota, Metazoa, Chordata, Aves, Psittaciformes, Psittacidae. Gene Ontology annotation, molecular function: calcium ion binding. The transcript is spliced from 13 exons. The record is from RefSeq and is a predicted model, not a curated record. Gene Ontology annotation, cellular component: cytoplasm; Golgi cis cisterna; endoplasmic reticulum. Gene Ontology annotation, biological process: regulation of amyloid precursor protein biosynthetic process. Bases 79 to 1134 code for a protein of 351 amino acids.
CACCGCUCCCUACGGCACCGUAUUCCGCCAUACGGCAUCGCACCCCGGGGCGCCGCAGCGCCCGCGUCCGGCGGGGCCAUGAUGGCGUGUGCCGAGCUGCUGGCUGUGUGCCUGCUCUCUGCCAACCGCGGCCCCGCGCCCCGCCGACAGCCGCUCCCCAUCUUCCACGACAUCUUCCGGCGAGCUGACAAGAAUGAUGAUGGGAAGCUGUCGUUUGAGGAGUUCAAGAACUAUUUUGCUGAUGGGAUCCUGAGCUCGGAGGAGCUGUGGGAGUUAUUCAGUGGCAUUGACAGGCGUCACUCAGAUAACGUGGACACGGAGAAAUUGUGUGAUUAUUUCUCAGCGUAUCUUGGAGAAUACAGGAAUGUGCUUUCUGCCCUGGAAGCCCUCAACUCUGCGGUCCUGGCAGCCAUGGACAAAACCAAGCUGAGGUACGAGAGCUCCUCGAAGAUGGAGCAGUUCCUGACGCGGUUCCUGCUGCGGGAGACCCUGCAGCAGCUGCAGUCCCUGCAGGCCUCGCUCGAGUGCGCCGUGGACACCGUGGAGGAGCAGGCGGGACGGGAGAGAAAGGACAUACAGAAGCCUGAAACCUUGGUUGGGCUGAGGCCAGGGAGGCGAUGUGGGCGCAGAGCACAGAAGAACGUCUGCCUGUCUCCGACAGACCCCUAUUCUGGGAUGCUAACGACAGGCGUUUGUGUCGAAGACAACAGCCAGUGGAUGGCGCAGAUCAACCGGCUGCAGCAGCUCAUCGAGAAGCUGGAGUGCAAGAGCCCGCGCCUGGAGCCGCUGAAGGAGGAAGCGAUGUGCAAAGGAAAAGAUGCACACAUCCUGGUGGCCAAGAGGCAGAUCUCGGUGGCAACGAGCAGCAUCGAGGAGUUCUGCCAGGCCUUCAGGUCCUACACGGCGGGCACGGCCGGGCAGAGCAGCUGCCUGCACGUCUCCGCCUGCAAGCUGAGGGACGAGGCCUGCUUCAUCCUGUACGAGUUCUGGCAGGAUGCGACCGCCUGGAGGAGCCACCUGCAGUCGAGCUGCAGCAAGAGCUUCCAGCGCUCCAUCAUCAGCCUGCUGGAGUCCCCGGAGCUGCUGACCACCAUGCUCUUCCCAGCAUCCUGGUGGAUCAUGAACAACAACUGAGGGGCAGCCGCCGCCAGGACGCCGCUGCCGUGUGGAACACGUGGAGCCCUCAGCGCAGCUGUUCCGUUCGUCACCUCUGUCUUCACC